AGCAGCAGAAGUUUUUUAAACUGUCUCUGUCGUCCUGCUGCGCGCGCGGACACACACCGCUGCCUUUUUUUCUUUUUUUUUAACAAACCUCUUGUCAAAAUGUUUUUGUGGCUCAGACGUUCAGCCUUUGCCUCGGGUGAUCCCGCCAUGUAGCCUGCGCGCGCCGGACGGAUCUCUGGGGGGAUAUUUGACUGGAUCUUUGCGGUUCGAGAGCUGCAGAGCGCGCGGCUGGCAGGCAGGUCUGGUGUGCGGGGAUCCGGUGACCGCCGGGGCGGACUGGCUGCACCAUGCUCCGGCUGUGGGUUACGCACUGGAUCACAGCCGUGCUCCUGUGUCGGGCGGUGGCACAGUAUUCCAGCGACCAGUGUAGCUGGCGAGGAAGUGGUUUGAGCCACGAGUCUCAUCGCAGAGAUGUGGAGCAGGUCUACCUCCGCUGCUCUCAGGGGUCUCUGGAGUGGCUUUAUCCCAUCGGGGCCAUCAUUGUCAACCUGCGGCCGAACACUGAGUCUUCAUCAGGACACAUGGCGGGUCUCCAUGUGUGCAUCAAACCCUAUACUUACUCCCAGGGUUCUCAUGUGUAUUUGGAGCGUGCAGGAGAUCUGAGGCUGCUGCUGGCAGAGGUGGACCAGGCUCAGGGCACAGUGCACUGUUUCAGCCUGGCAGAGGGGGUUCUCUUUGUGGAAGCCAUCCCACAAGCAGACAUCAGCAGGAGGAUCACAGCUUUCCAGUACGAGCUGGUGCCCAGUCAGGGGCCUGGGGCACACAUGUUCCCAUUCCUGCACCCUGGUGAAGUCACCUGUAAACCCUGUUCAGAUGAAGAGCUCCUCCUGGCUGUGUGUACCAGUGACUUUGCUGGAAGUGGCAUCUUUCAAGGUGUGGCGUCAGGUACUAACGACCACUCCCCCGCUGUGGUGACCCUGAGCCGGCUGUUUCGUCAGAAGAGCGGGGUGUUUGCCUGGGGUGGAGCCAGAGGGCGGAGCUGGAGUGGACGCGUCAAUGUUCCCUCACAGUGCGGUGUCCACCCUGGAGGAGAUGAGUACCUUUUGACCGGCUCUGUCCAUUUUGGCGAAGCCUGGCUCGGCUGUGCUCCUCGCUACAAGGACUUCCUGAAGCUGUACGUGAGAGCAUGGGAAAUGGGAACAAACCCCUGUCAAAUCAACACAGACUGAGAGCAGGCUGAAAUCUGGAGGAUGGAGUGACAUUAUCUUUGGGUGCCCUGGCCAUGCAGACUCUGUGGUGCUCUGAAACUUACUUUAGCCUCGCAGCAGACUGUCCAAGAUUUGGAAUGUUUUAGUCACCAGUGUGCUGCCUAAACUCAGAUGUCCCCAUUUGACUCUACUUGUAUAUGGUGUGUGUAAAUGUGUUUGUGCCUGAGUGAGACAGCAACUGAAUAGAUGGAUGGAUGAUAAGCUUAAAUUAAAUUUGUACCUAGCUGCUUAAAGUUUUUAUUCUCAUGACAAUACUGCUUGUGUGAUCAUUCUUGAAAUGAAAGUUUGCUUUGUAAAAAGCUUCCUGUAAAAUUUAGGAGUCUUCUGACAGAAGUGUACAGUAUGCAGCUCUGUGAGUCUUGAUGUACUAAGUUUGUGUGUGUGUGUGUGUGUGUGUGUGUGUAUGUGUGUUUUGCUAAUGAGUUCAAAAGGUCUUUAUAUUUACAGAAAAUAAAAUGCAAUUCUUCAGCAUG
This is a messenger RNA of Lates calcarifer (barramundi perch), 1681 nucleotides long. RefSeq names its product meteorin like, glial cell differentiation regulator b (gene metrnlb). Gene Ontology annotation, molecular function: hormone activity. The record is from RefSeq and is a predicted model, not a curated record. Gene Ontology annotation, biological process: energy homeostasis; positive regulation of brown fat cell differentiation. Lineage: Eukaryota; Metazoa; Chordata; Actinopteri; Centropomidae. The transcript is spliced from 5 exons. Bases 288 to 1169 code for a protein of 293 amino acids.